AUGGACUAAAACAAAGAGGGAGAAGGUAACUCCAAUAUGUAAAAAAUAUUUGGGGCUUCACGUAAACGCAAUAUUUUUAAAGCUUUAUCUAAGAACAAGAGCACUAGUUGGAUCGAUAAGUUUUAUCAUACUUGGAAAUCAUAAGAUAUUUAUGGGAAAAAAGUAGAAUUUACUUAUAAAGGGCAUAAGAGAUUUAAGACAUUAUUAGGGGCUACAUUCACAUUUAUAUAGAGAGUCAUUAUCACAAUAUUUAUUGUUUACUAACUUUAUAUGCUUUAUUCUCGAAAACACCCUAUUACUCAUAGUAAGCCUAUGAUACUGGAUUAUGAUUAAAUGGUUGAAUUCAAUCUUAGGGAUAAGGGCUUUGAUCUAGGGUUUAAACUAGAAGGCGAUAAUUUGGAGUUAAUGGAUAUGACCUACGGAGAAAUAAUUGCUGAGUAACAAAUAAAUUACAAAAACUCUAGCACACUUUUUUUAAAUGAACUUGAUGACAAAUAUAGUACUAGUAAAAAUCAUCAAUUAACAAUAAAUAAAUGUGAUAAUAAGAAUUUCAAUCAGAUUUCAUCUAACGAUUUUUCAAGAUAUGACAUCAGCAGUUAUUAUUGUAUUAAUAGCGAUUAAUCAUUCAUCUUGGAAGGAGAUGUAAGAAGCCAGGUUUAUCAGAAUAUCCAAGUUUCUAUAAAAUUGUGCUAGAACUCUACAAAUUUUACUUUUUGUAAAAGUAAAGAAUAAAUUUUAGAAUUUUUCUAAGGCAAGAAGUUGAACUAUAUUUUUACAAACACAAAUUUUGACUUUACUAGCUACGGAGCUGAACUUUAGUACUAUAUAGAUGAUUAGCAUGAAAUAUUUAUUGAGAUGGAUCGUAAUCAAGUUGAUGAAUUAAGAGUAAAAUAAGCAUUUUCACAAUAAUGGGAUAACGUUUUUACCUUUUGGGAUUACUCUUAUCUAUUUUUCUUUUAACUUGAUGGAAUUUUUAAUAAGAAUUACCCUAGUUCAAUAGUGUUGGACUAAAACAAUGUUGCAGCCAUUUCGAUACAUUUGGAAAGAAAAUCUAUAAAAUAUGUGAGAUUAGUUGAAAAUGUUUUUGACGUUUUGGAAUCUAUUGGUGGUUUUAAAGAAUCUAUUCACUCUAUUAUAUUAAUUAUGAUCAUAUUCUUCCAAGAGAGGUUGUUUAAGGGUUCGUUCAUCAAGUAACUAUACUAAGAGAAAGUACAUACAUAGUAAAAAAAGCAAUAUAAUACAUAGUAAUCUAUGAAUGCGAGUAGUGCCUUAUCUAUGAAAACUAAGCCUAAUUCUAUUUAUUAACUUAAGAAAGCUUUUUAAGAAAAACUUGCUCACAUGAAUAAGCAAGAGAUUGGAAAGAGAAAAUGUUCUGAUAUGAAUGUCCUAGAAAGUAUUAUUACUAGGGAUCAUUUGCAUGAUAACAUGAUUACUAGAAUUAUAGAUGAAAUACUCUUAAGAAAAUCCUUUUAAUAUGGCUAUAGAAUGAUCAUCGAUUACCUUUUCAAGUUAAUAUGUUGUAAAAGCGUAAAAAGACUAAAAACAGAUGGUGGUUUAAAAUAACUUUUUAAGUAUUUAAAAGGUAAUGAAAGAUUAGAAUAAGAGUUAGAUAUUGUUAACCUACUAAAAUCUAUUAGACAAAUGAAAUCACUAAUAGAAUUCCUGUUGCCGCUUAGAAGAAGAAUUUUACUUAAAUUUUCUAAGAAAAACCUGAUUUAAACAUCUUCUUCAUCAUCUGAUUCAGACUAUUAUCAAAAUGAUAUUAUCAAUCACUUAAAUGGGAAGAAUUAGUUUAAGAAACUUUCUGCUAUCGCAAAAAUAAAGAGAAUUCUCUUGCAUUACAAGAAUAACAUAAUGGAUGAUAAUGAUAAAGUGCUAAUCAAAGGAAUUUUUAUUAAAAGAGCAAAAGAUUUUCAUGAUGAUAUUUUGAGUUCCCCAAUGAUGAGCAUAGCUAAAAUAAAAUGA
This is a messenger RNA of Stylonychia lemnae, 1965 nucleotides long. The record is from the annotation of a GenBank genome assembly. NCBI's taxonomy places the organism in Eukaryota, Ciliophora, Spirotrichea, Sporadotrichida, Oxytrichidae.